Candidula unifasciata is the source of this 2892-nucleotide messenger RNA. The record is from the annotation of a GenBank genome assembly. NCBI's taxonomy places the organism in Eukaryota, Metazoa, Mollusca, Gastropoda, Stylommatophora, Geomitridae.
AUGUCUUUGUUUCUCAACUUCUAUCAUACCAUGUCUUUGUUUCUCAACUUCUAUCAUACCAUGUCUUUGUUUCUCAUGCCAUGUCUUUGUUUCUCAACUUCUAUCAUGCCAUGUCUUUGUUUCUCAACUUCUAUCAUGCCAUGUCUUUGUUUCUCAACUUCUAUCAUGCCAUGUCUUUGUUUCUCAACUUCUAUCAUGCCAUGUCUUUGUUUCUCAACUUCUAUCAUGCCAUGUCUUUGUUUCUCAACUUCUAUCAUGCCAUGUCUUUGUUUCUCAACUUCUAUCAUGCCAUGUCUUUGUUUCUCAACUUCUAUCAUGCCAUGUCUUUGUUUCUCAACUUCUAUCAUGCCACUUUGUAUCUCAACUUCUAUCAUACCAUGUCUUUGUUUCUCAACUUUCUCAACUUUCUAUCAUGCCAUGUCUUUGUUUCUACUUCUAUCGUCCACCAUGUCUUUGUUUCUCAACUUCUCAACUUCUAUCAUGCCAUCUUUGUUUCUCAACUUCUAUCAUACCAUGUCUUUGUUUCUCAACUUCUAUCAUGCCAUGUCUUUGUUUCUCAACUUCUAUCAUACCAUGUCUUUGUUUCUCAACUUCUAUCAUGCCAUGUCUUUGUUUCUCAACUUCUAUCAUGCCAUGUCUUUGUUUCUCAACUUCUAUCAUGCCAUGUCUUUGUUUCUCAACUUCUAUCAUGCCAUGUUUUGUUUCUCAACUUCUAUCAUGCCAUGUCUUUGUUUCUCAACUUCUAUCAUGCCAUGUCUAUUUAUUGCCCCUUAUGCUUCAUGCAUAAUCAACAGCAUGACAAACUAUCUCACUUUAAGUGAAACAUCUAUAAUUGCUUUGCUUCCACCUCUUGCACAGAUUGCCCCUUAUGCUUCAUGCAUAAUCAACAGCAUGACAAACUCUCACUUUAAUGAAACAUGUAUAAUUGCUUUGCUUCCACCUCUUGCACAGAUUGCCCCUUAUGCUUCAUGCAUAGUCAACUGCAUAUACUGGGCUGUGGGAUCACCGAGACUCAUCACGAUUCCCGAGGCCAAAGUUCUCUUGCAGCCUCAUGACUCUCCUUGGCUUCCGUCCUCUCCGGGCUGCCCUAAGCUGCCUCACCGUUUGUUGUCCAUCUGUGACAUCUCAGCUGAUCCAGGGGGGUCGAUUGAGUUCAUGAAGGAGUGCACCAACAUUGACAAGCCCUUUUCACUCUAUGAUGCAGAACAGAAUGUAGAUAAAGAGAGUUUUGCUGGUGACGGAGUACUCAUCUGUUCCAUUGACAACAUGCCUGCCCAGAUUCCAAGGGAAGCCACUGAGUAUUUUGGCAGUUUGUUGUUCCCUUAUAUAGAAGAGAUGCUCAAGUCCAACGCCAAAGUUCCAUUUGAAGAUUAUGAAUGCAGCCCUGUAGUGAAGAAUGCUGUCAUCGCAAGCAAUGGCAAAUUAACACCAAACUUUGAGUACAUACGUGACCUGAGGUUGCGAUCACAGUCUGCCCAGAAAGCCAAGCGCAGGGAGUCUGGUGAGAGAGUGCUCAUCUUGGGGGCUGGCUAUGUUUCAGGUCCGGUGGUGGAGUACCUGGCAAGGGAAAGUAAAACUGGCAUCACAGUGGCCUCACAGUUUCAAGAGGAACUUGACAACACCUGCCGUGUGUCUCCCAGUGUGGACACAGUGCUCAUGGACCUCGGGGCUAACUUUGAUGAGCUGGAGAAUGUCAUCAAGGACUGUGACCUGGUAAUCAGCUUGCUUCCUUACACUUUUCACCCAGAGAUUGCCAGGUUUUGCAUCAAGUACCACAAAAACAUGGUGACCGCCAGCUACAUCAGUCCUGACAUGAGAGAGUUGCAUAAAGCUGCUAAAGAUGCAGGAAUCACCAUCAUGAAUGAGAUUGGAGUUGACCCAGGCAUAGACCACAUGCUAGCCAUGCAGUGUUUCGAUGAAGUGCACCGAGCUGGUGGCAAGGUAACAUCGUAUGUUUGCUACUGUGGAGGAAUACCAGCUCCAGAAAAUUCUGGGACUCCACUUCGCUACAAGUUCAGCUGGUUCCCCAAGGGAGUACUCAUGAAUGUGAUGUCAGCUGCCAGAUACUUGAAGGAUGGAAAGGUUGUUGAGAUCCCUGGGAAAGGUGGUCUCCUGGACGCUGUGGAAGACCUGACUUUCUUGCCAGGACUCAACCUUGAGGGAUUCCCUAACAGAGACUCCACAAUUUAUGGCAAGGAAUAUGGCAUUGAAUCUGCUCGAACCAUUCUCCGAGGAACCAUCAGAUACAAAGGUUUCACUGAGGGAGUGCGGGGCCUCAUUGCUUUGGGCCUGUUUGAGACCGAUCAGCAUUCACAACUGCAUCCAAGUGGACCAGUAAUUACAUGGAAAGAGUUCAUGUGCAGCAAGUUUAAUAGAUCUGGAGACAUUCUAGAAGAUACACUGAAGGAUCUGAUACUAGAGAAGCUUGGUGGCGAUCAGUUCAGGCUAGAAUCUAUUGUUGGGUUGGGACUGAUUAAUAAUGAUCCAAUUGACAAGAGAGGUUCCCCCAUUGACACGCUGUCCAACUAUCUGGCCAAGAGACUGGCUUAUGGAACAAAUGAGCGAGACAUGGUGCUAAUGCGGCAUGACGUUGAGAUUGUCUGGGGAGAUGGCCGCAAGGAACAGAGAAGUAUCGACAUGAUCAACUAUGGAGAUCUUGGAGGUUUCUCUGCCAUGGCCAAAACUGUUGGACUGCCAACAGCAAUUGCUGCUCGCAUGAUUCUUAAUGUGUGUGCACCGCUGGCCAUGGAGACUUACCAGCCAAUUCUUCAAAGACUGAAGAAAGAAGGUAUAUAUGCUACAGAGCUGAAUGAGUUGCCUGUCAGCAUGUUUUCAGCGCUGACCGAAAUUGAUUGCUGUCUGCGUUGCCUGUCAGCUGUUUUCAUAAGUUGA